AUGGCUUCUUUCCUUUUGCCCCCGCCUUCCGCUCCCCUCUCUCCUCAUCAAGAACGUGGGGAAAGUAGGACGGGGCAGUUCCAAGAGUUUGCCACCGAGCCUGCUCCUGACUUUUAUCCAGAAAUUUAUAAUCACUGGGAUGCAAUGUGGAGGGGAGAGCUGGGGAACAGAGCGAAGCAUAAGCUCUCUGACCUGAAAAGUCCAUCGGAGAGGCUGCAUCGGUUGGAGACAUUGGCCUUCUGGCGGUUAUUGAGACGUGCCGCCAGGACAUUGGAGCACCCAAGACCCGUGACGGAGAGGAGCGAUGAAGCAAUAGUCCAAGACAACAAAGAGCAUGUGAGGAACCGUGAACGUGGGUGGCUCAAUGAGCGCAACUCGGAGAAGGGCAAAGUUUUGAGAAGCUACCUAGAGUGGCCCGAAGGGAUCCCCCUCCAUGAUCCCGACUCCUUCAAGAAACUUGGGUACGAUGGGAAGGAGCUGCGUGAAUGCUUUGUGAGCGCUGUGCACUGGCAAGAAGAGCAAGCAUGGAACGACAAGGCUUCCUUUGCGGGCAGCCCCAUGUCUAGCAUCUGGAGCCUUCCUAGUACGGCAGAAUCAGGGCCGUCCUCGUCAAGAAACGGAUACCCUUGCCUCGACAUACAUCCUCUCUCAAGCAGCUGGCGAGAGAUUCCACCAAUUGGAUCCAUUCGAAGUCUCUCCAGUUUUGGGUCAUCAAUGGACAUACCGAAGCCAGCACGGUCACACUCCUCGAGGGGGUCCAACCGGAGUGUGGACGGUGCGAGGAUGUUCAAGGUGAAGUUUCUGUGCAGUGCUGGGGGUGAUAUAAGAUUUACGGAUGGAGCAUGGCGGUACGUGGGGGGCGAGACGCGCUUUUUCACAGUGAGCCGGGAUAUCACGUACUCGGAGCUCAGCUUCAACCUGACCAAGUACUGCGGCACAGAAAUUGGCCUCAAAUACCAGCUACCCGACUCGAACCUCGACACGCUGGUGUUCCUGUCCAACGACCGAGACUUGAACCGCAUGAUGGAGGAGUAUGAUGAGAAUGAGUGGACGUGGGCGGGCAAAGCGCAGCGGCUGCGGCUUUUUGUUUUCCCGGAAUUGUCACUUCGUGGCAGCUUCGGCUCUCGGACACUUUGGUGA
Messenger RNA from Klebsormidium nitens, 1140 nucleotides. The record is from the annotation of a GenBank genome assembly. NCBI's taxonomy places the organism in Eukaryota, Viridiplantae, Streptophyta, Klebsormidiophyceae, Klebsormidiales, Klebsormidiaceae.